This is a messenger RNA of Chrysochloris asiatica (Cape golden mole), 1260 nucleotides long. It is a transcript of the gene CMKLR2, whose product is annotated as G protein-coupled receptor 1. Gene Ontology annotation, cellular component: plasma membrane. The record is from RefSeq and is a predicted model, not a curated record. Lineage: Eukaryota; Metazoa; Chordata; Mammalia; Afrosoricida; Chrysochloridae. Gene Ontology annotation, biological process: complement receptor mediated signaling pathway; positive regulation of cytosolic calcium ion concentration; phospholipase C-activating G protein-coupled receptor signaling pathway. Gene Ontology annotation, molecular function: G protein-coupled receptor activity; complement receptor activity. The coding region runs from base 121 to 1188 and encodes 355 amino acids. The transcript is spliced from 2 exons.
AGUCAUUCUGUAAACCACCCUCCAUUUCAUUCUGGAGCCGGGAGGUUACACCCAGGCAUCACAAUAGCUCUUCCCUCACAGAGAAUUAGCUGAUUUCCUCAUUCUCCACAUAGCAAGAUCAUGGAAGAUCUAGAUGAAAUGUUAUUUGAAGAAUUUGAGAACUAUUCCUACGCCAUGGAAUAUUACCUUCCGGAGUCAGAGAUGGAGGAGAAAGUCCACCUGGGAAUUGUUCACUGGAUCUCCAUGGGGUUAUACUGUUUAGCAUUUAUUCUGGGUGUUCCAGGAAAUGCCAUUGUAAUUUGGUUCACAGGGUUCAAGUGGAAGAAGACCGUCACCACUCUCUGGUUCCUCAAUCUGGCCAUUGCAGAUUUCAUCUUUGUUCUCUUCCUGCCUCUCUAUAUCUCCUACGUGGCCAUGAAUUUCCACUGGCCCUUUGGCAUCUGGUUGUGCAAAGCCAAUUCCUUCAUUGCUCAACUGAACAUGUUUGCCAGUGUUUUCUUCUUGACAGUGAUCAGCCUGGACCGCUAUGUCCACUUGGUCCACCCUGUCUUGUCUCACAGACACCGAACCCUGAAGAACUCCCUGAUUGUUAUCAUACUAGUCUGGUUUUCAGCUUCUCUGAUUGGUGGUCCUGCCUUAUACUUCCGGGACACUGUGGAGCUUGCUAACCACACUCUUUGCUAUAAUAAUUUUCAUGAGAAUGAUUUUGACCUCAGACUAAUGAGACACCACGCUCUGACUUGGGUGAAAUUUAUCAUUGGGUACCUCUUCCCUUUGAUAACAAUGAGCAUUUGCUACUCAUGUCUCAUCUUCCAAGUGAAAAAGCGAAGUAUCAUGAUCUCCAGUAAGCAUUUCUGGACUGUACUGGCUGUGGUCAUAGCCUUUUUGAUUUGUUGGACUCCUUAUCACCUGUUUAGCAUUUGGGAACUUACAAUUCACCACAAUAGCUACUUCUCCCAGAUGCUGCAGGCUGGGAUCCCCCUCUCCACUGCUUUGGCAUUCCUCAAUAGCUGCUUAAAUCCUAUCCUCUAUGUCCUAAUUAGCAAGAAGUUCCAAGCUUGUUUCCGUGCCUCAGUUGCAGAGAUACUAAAGUAUACGCUGUGGGAAGUCAGCUGCUCUGGCACAGUGAGUGAACAGCUCAGGAACUCUGAAACCAAGAACCUGUGUCUCAUGGAAACAGCCCAGUGAGUUAGUGUUUAUCCACAAAUCAGCAAGAGGCUUUUGUGUGGGUCCCACAGCAGAUGCAUUCAGAUUAAAUUU